AUGGACGAACCAGAACAGAAGCAGGAGCCAGAAAAGAAGCGCAGCAAAACAUCGAAAGAAAGGACAUCGAAAGAAAAGAUAUCGAAAUCGAAAGAAAGUGUUACAUCGAAAGAAAGCAUACAAAAGAAGAAGAAGAAAGGUGGAACCAACAGAAUGCUGGUUGUUUUCGUCGGACUUCUCCUUCUGGUAGUUCUGGCAGGAGUUGGAUACUUUGUUUUGUUUGUUUUGAUUGAAGAAAAGACCCCUGAAAGAACCUCGUCUCCGGAGCCCACCAAGCCGAAAGGUUUGGUCUCGGCUAUCAUUCUUUUCCAUCAUGGCGCACGAGCUCCGCUGUCUACGAACCAAACCAUUUUAGCAAAGUUCCCUCUCGGAGCUGGGGAACUUACUGAGGGAGGAAUCGACGACUCCUUCAAGUUGGGACAAUUCUUAGGUGAACGCUAUGUACAGACAGGAUUCCUACGUUCACCACCUCUUCCAGCAGAGAUCUAUUUUCGAAGUAGAUCCAUCAAUCCUAGCCUAAUGUCUGCUGCACUUGUUGGAUCGGGCAUGUGGGCUGCCCCGAAAGAUCCAGAAUUCACUGCAGUCCCAAUCUAUGGCCAGGAGAAAAAUGAUCGUAUCUUUACACAUUUACAACAUUGCCGGCUUGAGAAAAAACGGCUUUCCGAUCGAUGCGGGAAGGCGCCACCUGAAUUCGAAAGUUGGUCUGAAUAUGAAGGAUUUGUGUAUGAAUGUGUUGGACUGAACAGACAGUCCAAGGUCGUCAAAGAUGCAAAAAGUUUUGCUAAGAUGGCCAACCUAAUACAAAUGGACCGAAGCGGUGUGGAAACGCCAUCGUGGUUUUCAGAAAACAAAAAAGAAAUCUACAAACUCUACGAGAGGACGUUCAGCUUUAUCAUGGGAGUGAAUGAUUACCACGACAAGAAGAUUCUCCAACUGAAGCAGGGUGUACUCAUGAAGACCAUCCUCGACUUACUCAAAAACCGUUGGACUGAAUGGCAAUCAUCACAUAAAAUUGCAAAACGCAAAUUCAUAGCUUAUUCCGUGCAAGAAUGGCUUAUAAUGGCGUUUAUGGAGGCUCUUGGAUGUGCCAAAGAAGCUUUGAAUGGCUCCAUACCUAGCAAUAAUGCGCUGCUUAUGAUCGAAUUAAGCGAUGACGAUGAUGAAGCAUUUGUCCAGGUCUUAUACAUUGAUAAAACAAUGAACUCCCUCAAGGACAUUACCAAAGCCGUACGUCUAUGUGAUCGUUCACCUUGUCCCUUAGCGAAAUUUCUGCAAUGUUGCGAUGAUUAUACGGUAGAGGACCCAAAAAUUGUGUGCGGCUAA
Messenger RNA from Haemonchus placei, 1323 nucleotides. The record is from the annotation of a GenBank genome assembly. NCBI's taxonomy places the organism in Eukaryota, Metazoa, Nematoda, Chromadorea, Rhabditida, Trichostrongylidae.